CAAAACAACCAGAGUUGGAUGAGAAAUCCUUUAAUAUCAACCUGGAAUUGCUAUCUACCCAAAAAGAAAAAGUGGUGGAGUUAUUAUUGGAAACAUUCCAAGUCUAUGUGGAAAAGAUUAGUAAGUCAGAUCAAACA
This is a messenger RNA of Dentiscutata erythropus, 137 nucleotides long. The record is from the annotation of a GenBank genome assembly. Lineage: Eukaryota; Fungi; Glomeromycota; Glomeromycetes; Diversisporales; Gigasporaceae.